Molecule: messenger RNA, 624 nt
Organism: Candidozyma auris
Lineage: Eukaryota; Fungi; Ascomycota; Pichiomycetes; Serinales; Metschnikowiaceae
Gene: YRB1
Product: Ran GTPase-binding protein YRB1
Exons: 1
Coding region: 1-624 (207 amino acids)
Biological process (GO): protein import into nucleus
Cellular component (GO): nuclear pore; cytoplasm
Molecular function (GO): GTPase activator activity
Source: RefSeq, a predicted model, not a curated record
AUGUCCGCUGAAGACGCCAAGCCCAAAACCGAAGAGACCUCGGCCUCCUCUGGUGUGCCAACCUCGAACGUAUUUUCGAUGUUUGGUGCCAAGAAGGAAAAGAAGGAGGAGAAGGAAGAGCUGAAGGAAGAAGAAAAGAAGGAAGAGAAGAAGGAAGAAAAGAAGAAAGAUGACGAAGAUGGCGAAGGUGCUGACGAGGAAGAGGCUGACGUUCACUUCGAGCCUCUUGUACACUUGGAAAAGGUUGACGUGAAGACCAACGAAGAGGACGAGGACGUACUUUUCAAAGUGCGUGCUAAGUUGUUCAGAUUUCACGCUGACACGAAAGAGUGGAAAGAAAGAGGCACCGGUGACGUGAAGUUCUUGAAGCACAAGACCACCGGUAAGACCAGAAUUGUCAUGAGAAGAGACAAGACAUUGAAGAUCUGUGCCAACCACUUGGUCCAGCCCGACUACGAAUUGAAACCCAACAUUGGCUCCGACAGAUCGUGGGUGUACACGGUCGCUGCUGAUGUUUCUGAGGGCGAGCCAGAGGCGCAGACGUUGGCCAUCAGAUUCGGCAACAAGGAGAACGCCGACAAGUUCAAGGAGCAUUUCGACAAGGCGAAAGAGGAGGCCAAAUGA